Molecule: messenger RNA, 7292 nt
Organism: Salmo salar (Atlantic salmon)
Lineage: Eukaryota; Metazoa; Chordata; Actinopteri; Salmoniformes; Salmonidae
Product: transcriptional regulator ATRX
Cellular component (GO): nucleus
Molecular function (GO): DNA binding; ATP hydrolysis activity; ATP binding
Source: RefSeq, a predicted model, not a curated record
GACUGCAGCUCCGACCACACAGGACAGACUGGAACGCGCCCAUUUUCAAAUUUGCGCAGUCGCAAUGAUGAAAGCAUUCGAGAAACACCGCCAUUAUUGCGUAGCUAGUGUGACUAUUGCAUUGUGUUGGCGACGUAAACAAAAAUUACCUGCAAUAAUGAGGGCAAUUGUGGAAUUUGGUGGGAGUAAGACCAUAUAGUGCGCGCCGUUUGCAUAGGGUGCCUUUGACCAGCUCAAGAUGUCCGCAGAGAUGCUCAGCAUUCCUCUUGGCACGAGCAAGCUCAAUGUGUUGGUGACCAAACUGCAUGGGUUCUUGGCUCAUGCUCCAGAGGAAGAUGAUGACACACUGGUGACUGAAAGUCCUGAGGGUAUAACGAACAAGGACUGUGUGGAGCCACACUCAACAGACCGAAACUCCCUUGAGACCUCAACAGACGCCUUGAAGCAGUCCAGAUGUGGUUCCAGGAGAAAACCUUCCGUUGUGAUUAAACACAGUGGACUGGAUGAAUCUGGUGCUUCAAAUGAAAGUGAUGAUGACUGCUUGAUCGUCAAUUCAAACGGUUAUCCUGAUGUAACAAGAUUGCCUAAAGGUACUGCACUGGUGAGGCCUGAGCCGGUGGAUAAUGUCAGAGAUGACUUCCGAGGUACAGAAUUCCAUUGUGGAAAAUCUGGUAAUCUGAGGAGAGUUUUUUCCAGGAGACGUGGAGGAGGUGAACACUUGGAGAUUGUCAGCUGUACAGCCUGUGGCCAGCAAGUUAACCACUUCCAGAGGGACUCCUUCAAUCAGCAUCCGGUACUCAAAGUACUUAUUUGCAAGUCUUGUUUCAAGUAUUACUCAAGUGAUGACAUCAGCAAGGAUUGUGAUGGCAUGGACGAACAGUGCAGAUGGUGUGCAGAGGGGGGAAACCUGAUCUGCUGUGACUUUUGUCCCAACGCCUUCUGUAAGAAAUGCAUUUUGCGCAAUCUGGGGCGAAAGGAGCUGUCUGCCAUCCUGGAUGAGGAGAGUAAGUGGUACUGCUACGUAUGCAGCCCAGAGCCUCUUCUGGACCUGGUUGUCGCCUGUGACAACGUCCUUGACAACCUGGGGAGUUUGUGGCAAGACCACCGCAAGAGGGGCAGAGGUGAUGGCAAAUCUGGACAUUGUGACUCCCAUCCCAGGCAUUCUCAAAACAUUCCCACUGGUCAUUGGAACCAUAGUGGCAUGGAUGGUCAUGUGGUGUUCAACUACAACACCCUUCAAAUUCCAGAGGAGAUGGCCAAAAAGGCAAAAAACCUUGUGGACUCUACAAACACUGUAAACACAACUUUCGUGAAGUUCAUUCAAGGUGGAAUGGAUUUUAAGCGACAAUACUUGAAGACUUUCCAGUCAGUACUGAAGGGUCUAAAGCAGUCCCACACAGCUCUGGAGGAAGCCCUUUGGGAGGAGUUCAAGGAGAUUGGUCUGCUAAAUGAUGGGGGAAACCCCACUUUUGAUACUGAUGCACCUCAACAAGCACAAGAGGGUUGUGUGGAAAUGGACAUUGUUGAUAAAAAUUGCCUGCAUUACUUAAAGAAAAUUGCAGCUGAACAUUUGGAAGAGAAUGAUUCAGACUCUAAGGGCUUUACGGAUGAUGAAAGGCCUUCGUCCUCAAGUGAAAUGAAAGGUGUCCUUGGCACAGAAAUAAUGCCCCGUCGAGGUAGAGGCAGGCCACGGAAAAACUCCAAACCCGGAGAAGAUCCUUCCAACAUGACAAAACAACUGGUGGUGCAACUUACACCUGUCCCUGUUGAAAAACAGCCACCCUCUGGCCCCCCAGAGUUGGAGGUGGAGUUGGAGGAGAAAAAGGAGUUGCAGGAAGAAAUAAAAGAAGUGGAUGAACGGAAGGGACACUGUGAUUCUAUUGAACCUGCAACAGAAGGGGAGUAUGAAUCUGCUGAGGAGGGAAACGAAUCUCUGGUGCUGGAACUGGAAGAUGAACCAGAGAAUAGACGCUCACCUCGGGUAAAGACCACGCCCUUACGCAGGCCAGGUGAGGGCAAGACCAAGCCUACCCCCUCAGGCGCUGACAGUGAGGGUGACUCCGACCCUGACACCAGCCCCAAUGUUGAAGUCCCUCAAGGAGCUGAUGAGGGAGGGCUUGGGAGAGGAAUUGAAGACUCGGACUCCGAUGAGGUCCCUGCUGUCCUUCAGCGGGCAGCCAUGGCUCGCAGUUCAGACGAAGCCGGGAGUGACAAUGGAGACCAUCGGAGCGUGACCAAGAAAUGCCUCUUCGGCCUGAAGAAGAACACGCCCCUCUCUCCAGAAAGAGUGGUCCGCAAACGCAAGGUGCAAGACCGCUCCUCUGACUCUGACUCCUCCAGUUACAAUCCAGACCUGCAGAAGGAGAUCAAGAUUAUGAGCAGGCCCAGGGGGAGGCCUCGGAAGGCUAAGAGAGAGGAUGAACCUACCCCCAGCAAGGAUAGUCCACAACAUAGGCCCCCGGGCAGACCUCGGAAGGUCAAGAAAGAGAAUGAAUCCGCAUCCAGCAAGGAGGGUAAUACCCAGAUAACCAAGCCUAAAAGCACACCUCGGUCCCAGCAGAGAACAAAGCAGUCGCCAUCCUCUUCCAGUCAAGAAGAGGGAGACCAGGAUUCUGAGUCUAGCGACGACAGUGGUGACCAGAAGAUUAAGCCCAUCACUGAGGAGAUGGCCUUACUGGGGUCAGCAGCUUUCCACCAGUCAUCUGGCGAUGAAGAGCAGACCCGGUCUGGGCCUUCUUGGGAAGCAGAAGAUGAUGACGAUCCAGAAAAUAGAAUCGCUAAGAAAAUGCUCUUGGCCCAAAUCAAAGCCAACUACUCAUCGGGGGAGGAUUUCUCUUCAGACGUGGAGUCAUCACAGGAUGAUGAAUCUGACAGGGAAGAGAAGGCGCAGGAAGAUGGGAAAGAUGAAAGCUCAGAUGAGAAUGGGGAGACCUCCAGUUUGACCUCUGACUCUGAGUCCAGUAAAACUCGUCACAGACACUGUCUGCUACGCCACAAGCUCAGCCUUGACGAUGGAAAUCCAAGUGAUCAGAAAAGAGCUGAAGAAAAUGGGAACGCGCUGAAAGUCAAGAAGUCUAGAAGAACCGAAGGUGAGACAUGGGAGAGCCAGAGUAGUGAUGAUAGCCAAUCAGAACAGGAAGAGUCUGGUAUGAGUGAAGAGCUGAGCCAAUCUGAGAACGAGGGCAAUGAACAGAAGCCCAAAAGCUCAUCUACUUCAAGAGUCGAGAGGGAAUCAGUCCGUAGUUAUCUACAGAAGAAGCAGCAACCCUCAUAUAUUGUGCUGUCUGACUCCAGCGUCGAUAAGAGUGAAGAUGACGAGAAGGACAACGAGGAAGGGGACAACAAAGGUACACCUAAGGGCCGCAAGAAGAUCCGCAGAAUCAUCAUAGAUGAGCACCUUCGCUCAGAGACCCAGAGAGCCCUGAAGGACGAGGAGGAUAGAUGCAGACGCCUGGCAGAAAGAGAGCAGAGGGAGGACUUCAGAGAGGUGAUUGUUAUUGACGAUGAGGUGUCUCAAGUGGCCUGUCCAAUCACCACUAAGCUGGUCUUGGAUCAGGAUGAGGGGACCAGGGAGCCACUUAUUCAGGUGCACAGGAACCUGGUGACCAGGCUCAAGCCUCACCAGGUGGAUGGUGUGCAGUUUAUCUGGGACUGUUGUUGUGAGUCAGUGAAGAAGGCCAAUUCAACCCCUGGAUCAGGUUGCUUACUGGCCCACUGCAUGGGCCUAGGGAAGACACUGCAGGUGGUGACAUUCCUCCACACAAUGCUGCAGUCAAGGUGCCUGAACUUCAGGACUGCCUUGGUGGUGUGUCCACUCAACACUAUCCUUAACUGGGUCAACGAGUUUGACAAGUGGCAAGUUAACAUGGGAGCUGACAAAGUCAAGGUGACAGAGUUGGCAACACUGAAGCGACCUCAGGAGCGUUAUAUUGCCCUGCAGAAAUGGCAGAAGGAUGGUGGUGUUAUGAUCAUGGGCUAUGAGAUGUACCGCAACCUCACACUAGGCCUCAAAGUCACCCACAGACAAUUCAAAAAGACCUUUAACAGCACACUGGUCGAUCCAGGUCCAGACUUUGUGAUCUGCGAUGAGGGGCACAUCCUUAAGAACGAGGCGUCCAACAUCUCCAAAGCUAUGAGUGCCAUUAAGACCAAACGGAGAGUGGUACUGACAGGCACACCACUGCAGAACAACCUCAAUGAGUACCACUGCAUGGUGAACUUCAUCAAGGAGAACCUUCUGGGUUCAAUCAAGGAGUUCCGGAAUCGGUUUAUCAACCCCAUUCAGAAUGGCCAGUGUGCAGACUCCACCCCCAGAGAUGUCCGCAUCAUGAAGAAUCGCGCCCAUGUCCUUCAUGCAAUGUUGGCGGGAUGUGUACAGAGGAGAGACUACUCAGCCUUGACCAAGUUCCUGCCCCCUAAACAUGAGUAUGUUAUGGCGGUGAGGGUGACCCCCCUACAGUACAGACUGUAUCGCUACUACCUGGACAACUUCACUGGAGCAGGAUCCGUAGUUGAGGGAGCCAGGGGCAAAACUGGAACCAGCCUCUUUAAGGACUUCCAGAUUCUCAGCCGAAUCUGGACGCAUCCCUGGUGUCUGCAGCUCAACUAUAUCAGUAAAGAAAAUAAGGGCCAUUUUGAUGGAAAGCACCAGGGGAAAGCUGAGAGUAAAGAGAAGGAGAACAAGGGAAAAUUGCGUAAUGCUGAUGAAAAAAGCAAUGAUGUGGAAGUGAUCAUGGUGUGGAACAGCUCAUCAAAGGGUGUCAAUGUGGAAGGAGACCAGCGAGCAGGUCCACUGGUUCCAGUGGUAGAUGCGGUGAGAGCGUCCACCAGUUUCAGGCCUGACAGUCCGGCUGCAGACUGGUACAAGGAUAUGCUGAGUGAUUCUGACGCCACCAUCCUGGGACACUCAGGGAAGAUGGUGCUGCUGUUUGAGAUUCUCCGAAUGGCAGAGGAACUGGACGACAAACUGUUGGUGUUCAGUCAAUCCUUGAUCUCAUUAGACAUGAUUGAAGAUUUCUUGGACCUCGCUAACAAAGCCAAAGACAACGGACAAUCAUCCCUAUACAAAGGUGAUGGCAGCUGGAUCAGAAACAUUGACUAUUACCGUAUUGAUGGGUCCACCAGUGCCACAUCCAGGAAGAAAUGGGCUGAAGAGUUCAAUGAUGCCACCAAUGAGCGAGGUCGUCUAUUUCUCAUCUCGACAAGAGCUGGGUCCCUUGGGAUCAACCUGGUAGCAGCUAACAGGGUCAUAAUUUUUGACGCUUCGUGGAACCCCUCCUAUGACAUCCAGAGCAUCUUCAGGGUGUACCGUUUUGGCCAGCUGAAGGCAGUGUUUGUCUACCGCUUCUUGGCACAGGGCACCAUGGAGGAGAAGAUCUACGACCGGCAGGUGGCCAAGCAAUCUCUAUCGUUCCGGGUGGUGGACCAGCAGCAGAUACAGAGACACUUCACUCUGUUUGAACUGACAGAGCUUUACAUGUUUGAGCCAGACCUGCUGGAUGACCCCAACUCUGAGAAGAAGAGCAAGAGGAUCACACCCCUGCUGCCCAAGGACAUGGUGCUGGCAGAGCUGCUGCAGAUCUGUAAGGAGCAGAUUGUCCGCUACCAUGAACACGAGUCCCUGCUGGACCACAAAGAGGAGGAGGAGCUCAGUGAGGCUGACCGCAAAGCUGCCUGGGCUGAGUACGAGGCAGAGGGUGCAUUCUUCUUGAAUAAGGCAGCACACAACAGCACCAGCACCAACGUUCCCAUCUCCUCCACCUCUCGUAUGGCCAACAGUCUGUCAUCCCUGUACAAGAAGACUAAUGAGCAGCUGAAGAACAUGAUUAAUGCCAGCCGUGACGAGGUCAGCGAGGCCAUCAAGUCCCUGCAUUCCUUAAAGAACCUCUCCGUGGAUGACUAUGUGUUGCGCUUGUGGCACGAUAACCCAAGUCUAGAUGAGAAGCAGGUGAAAGUCCUGGCCCAGACCUGGAAAACCAGCAAUGACAAGGAGCGGGAGCGAAGACGGGCCUUAUAUCAUGACCUUCUCUCAAAACAACAAUCACUUACAAUGUGCAUCCAGACCAUUUUGACCAGUAGAAUAACUGAAGUGACACAGACUGCCACGGUCACCAAUCAGUCACCAGCCUUGACAGACUCCGUUAAGAAACCCAUGCAGUGAGGCAGCAGAGACGUCUCUAGCCUCAGUCCCGUUCCACUAGAGGACACACUAGUCUAACCGCAGUAACUAUAGAGGGUACUUGAUCCCCCCUAAGGGGUGAUAGAUGUAACAUUUCCGUUAAGGAUUUCCUUUAUUUUACAUUGAAAAUGAAUGUAUGUGGCGGCAGGUAACCUAGUGGUUAGAGCGUUGGGCCAAUAACCGAAAGGUUGCUGGUUCGAAUCCCCGUCAUCAAUGGCUGAUCCCUAGCUUUGAACCCACUCUCCGAGGGUGUCUUAUGGGGAGUGGGAUAUGCAAAACAAUUACUAUGUACAUGUGUGAAAUAGGACAAAUGUAAGCACCCACCCUAUUAUUAUUAUGUUCUAUAGCAGGGGUGUUAAACCCUUACCCUACGAGGUCCAGAGCCUGCUGGUUUUCUGUUCUACCUGAUAAUUAAUUGCACGCACCUGGUGCGCCAGGUUCUAAAUCAGUCCCUGAUUAGAGGAAACAAUAAAAACAAGCAGUGGAACUGGCUUUGAGGUCCAGAGUUGAGUUUGAGGGUUCUAUAGCAAAGAUAUUAUGUUAAAGGGGCAGUGCAGUGAAAUUUGAUUUUCAAGUUUUUAUGUAUUUCCACACUGAGGUUGGAAAAACACUCUGAAAUUGUGAAAAUUAUGAUAAUGCCCUUAUACUGUAGUUUAAGAGCUUUUUAAAAGAAAACGUUGAAUUUCAGUCUGUUCAGGUGGGAUUGAGUUUUUGGUCCACGUCGUGACAUCACAAUCUGAUCUGAUUAUUCUGCCAAUGACCAGUCAUCUUUGCAUAUGUAUCCUCCUACUUUAAAAGGGUAAGCGGGGUAGGCUCCAGAGUGUAGACGAUCCUAUCCGUCAAUAAGGGCUGUGUAUGUAAAUAUAUUUAUAUUUGUAUCAACACACCCACACGAUCAGACUGAGCAUUUCAAUGGCAAAAUGAGGCUCAGGGAAAUAAAUUAUACAAAAUAUAUUUUGGAGUUAUUUUCGUGAUAAACACAGUGAUGAUUUAUUCCAUUUAAAGGCUGCAUGGGGGCUUUAAAUAAAUAUUCUGCCUUGGAAAAGGUUUUCCUAUGUGAUUAAUGGUAUAAUUGUCUGUUUCUCUGAUGCUAUAAUAAAAAUCUGUUAAUUCG